UCGCCACACGCCCCCUUUCUCAAAUUCUCUCCCUCACUUCAACCACCAUGUGUGGCGGCGCUAUCAUCUCCGAUUACGUCGAGCCAAAUCCCGUCGUUGUCGACAACCUCCUCUGGCCUAACCUCGACACCACCUUCUCCGACCUCCUCGGUCUCGACCUCUCCGGCCAAAACUACCCCUUCAACAACACUCCCUCCAAUGUCGUUGCAGAGACCCCCAAACAACUCUCUCAAGUGAAAAGUGAGAAAGUAGAAGGGAACGAAGCAGUAGGUGGAAAGAAGAAGCCUCAAAAGAUUCGGAAAAGCAAAUACAGAGGGAUCAGGCAGCGACCAUGGGGAAAAUGGGCCGCCGAGAUUCGAGACCCACAAAAGGGCCUACGUGUUUGGCUCGGCACCUUCAACACUGCUGAAGAAGCAGCCAGAGCCUAUGACCAAGCCGCCAUAAGAAUCAGAGGCAAAAAGGCCAAAACCAACUUCACUCACCCCCCGUCGCCAACCUCGCUACCAUUGCUACCACCAUCACUGCCACAACAACAACUCCCAACCACUUCCAGCCCUAGCUUCGACAUCGAACUCAAAGACCAAAUCUCGACCUUGGAAUCAUUCCUCGGCCUCGACCCUUCGCCACUGGUGGAACCGAUGGCGGACCUCUGGUGGGUCGAUGACCUUUUCACAUAUCAACAACAAAACUUCCCAUUCUAAUCUCAAACCUAAAAUAAAAUAGUAAUACUUACUGCGCUUUACUAGUAAGAGUCUUCUACUCACCAUCGUUAAAAAUUUGACCGUAAAAAAAAAAAAAGAGUAAACCGACGUCAAAUUUUUUAUGGAUGUGAUUAUUACGAAGAUUUUUACUCACAAAUCAAUAGGUAAGUAUUAUUUAUUAAAAAAAAAAGAACCCAACUUUUGUUAAUAUAAGAAAGGGGUUUAUGUCGUUCCCUUUAGUUGGGUUUUGUUCUACACAUUUUAGUUAUAAUAUGGUGUGUGUUUAUGAGCUUUGUGUUGUGGAUGAUCAGACAAAAGUUUAUAAAUGUUAAGGUAUU
Messenger RNA from Benincasa hispida (wax gourd), 1039 nucleotides. RefSeq names its product ethylene-responsive transcription factor RAP2-3. Gene Ontology annotation, biological process: regulation of DNA-templated transcription; ethylene-activated signaling pathway. The record is from RefSeq and is a predicted model, not a curated record. Gene Ontology annotation, molecular function: DNA binding; DNA-binding transcription factor activity. NCBI's taxonomy places the organism in Eukaryota, Viridiplantae, Streptophyta, Magnoliopsida, Cucurbitales, Cucurbitaceae.